AUGAAUUGUCUCGUGAAUUAUACCCUAACCGGCGAUGCAGCGUACGAUCAGCGAUUCCCGACAUCGGAUCCUGGAUCUUUGCAAUCUCAUUGUGGUCUUCGAGACAAGGUGUCUACCUCUUCAUUGCUCCGAGAUGAAGAAAGAACGUGUGGAACAUGGAGAAUUUAUACGAAUUGUACUGGACCUGAUCCAUCGCAUGUGUCAAGCGGACCUUCACAACGUGGAAAAAAGAAUCGACUUCAUCGUCAGCCUCAGUCCAUGUCCUCAUCUGAGGAAGAUUUGCCAUCUACAUCUAUACGAUAUGAUGAGGAGGAAAGGCAUCGAACAUCUAGUGGAUGCAUGUCUGAAAAGGAUCUUCUACGAUACAUCUACGGCCCAGAUAAAAUGAAGAAUAGUCGAAAGAGUGGAAUUGUUCGGCUGCGACGUUCGGCGGAUGAGUUCCUAUCUUCAAUCCGUGAACCUUCUGCUGCGUUUGUUCCCGGAGAUUUGCUAGCUGCGAAAAUCCGCACUUACCUCUCUCAUCCUGUAACAUGGCAACCAUCAGCUGAUCAACGCAAACUUAUUGGUCACAUGGUGCUACACAAAACAGACAAUUCAAGAUCUGGAGAUCUUGGGUUGAAGCACACCGCCAAAGCCCAUAACCUGAAAGGUCAACUGCCUGAAGGGAGCAUGGAAUCUUUGGCAACAACUAUUCGUUUCGUCACGCUGAACUGCCGAACACUAUCGAGUGAACUCCAACAAACCGCUCUAUCCAGACUUCUGCGAUAUCUCUGUGUGCCUUCUGCUGCACUGCAGGAAACAUGCAUGAGAGAUCGGCCUGUCAUCAGCAUCGAAAAUCACACCAUAUACUGCGGCGAUGCUGAUGAGAACAAAGAUCGCAGAGGACGUAAACUCUGGAUCGUAAGUGCUCACGCACCUACGGAAACCGCUGAGGACAACAGUAAGGACGCCUUCUAUGAUGAACUCAAUGCGUUGAUGUCUAAAAUACCAAGCCAGCAGGUGGUCAUUGUCGGAAUCGACGCAAAUGCGAAGAUGGGACUCGAACAGCAAUCCGAUGUGCUAGGAAAAUGGUACUAUGCAGCGGAGCGCAUGUCGGACAACGAGGAAUCAUCGACGCCAUCAGCUCACGUGGCAGGGUCAACCCUUUUAACGUCUGAAGAGCAGCGCAAGCGGGAGAUGAGGACUCUUAAACUUCAGCUCGACUACGUUCUGGCGAGGAACAUUCCUCACUUCAAGAUACGGUUCCACAAGAGAAACCGAGGAGUUCCUCUUCAACCGAAAAUCGACAUGGCAGGUCUGAAAGACGAUGAAUGCAGAACAAAAUUCUGCCAACAUGUGUCUAUUCAUGUUGAAAUACGGACCAGGAAGAAGCUUAGCGAUGCGGAUUCCUUCACAAAGUGCAUACAGGAUGCUGCAAGGGAAACGCUCCCAGUUCUAUUGCCGCGGAAGAAGUUUGCCUUUGCAUCUGCGGAAACAAAAUCCACAUACAAUUCUGUAUGUGUCGCGCGCAGCGCUGGUGACUUCAACCAGGAAAAGCGUCUUAGAAGGAAGCUGCGUCGUCAACUGCAACAAGACCGCGAUAACGAGUGGACGUCAAGAGCGAUGGAGUUUGAGAAGGCGUGGAAGGACACGAACCCGCGGAAAGCCUAUGCUCUACUAAAACAGUAUAGCGGCAAAAUGAAAAGAUGUUCUUCUUUCCUCAACACUGCCAAUGGAGUAGUUGUCGGUGAAGCAACCCUUCCAAUUUGUAGAGAGACCUUGCUGAACCGGCUAGCACCGUCAGCUCCUGAACUCGAGCACGUUCAUAGAUCGACAUAUGCGGUUAACGAGCAGCCACCGACCGAGUCGGAGGUCCUGGUCUGUAUUCAGAAAAUGAAGAAUGGAAAAUCUGGUGGAGACGACGGAAUUAGGGCAGAAAUGCUAAAAUAUCUUCCUCCGUCUGGGAUUCGUGAGAUGACAAAGAUCAUCCGUUCAAUAUGGAUAAACGAAAGGAUACCUGAUUCGUGGAGACACGCUAUCAUAAUUCCCCUCCACAAGAAGUUAUCCGUCACGGACCCAAGAAAUUAUCGAGGAAUCUCUUUGCUGCGUGUUAUGUACAAGGUACUGGAGCGCAUUAUCCUGGACCGACUCAUUAAACAUCGCGAAGAAACGACGCGCGACGAGCAAGCUGGCUUUCGUCCUGGCCGAUCUACGAUUGACCAGGUGUUCAUCGUCAGGAAAGUGAUCGAAAUCUGGCAGCGGUAUUCGAAGCCAAUGCAACUAGCGUUUCUGGACUUUAAAGCCGCUUUCGACUCUCCUCACCGAGGCCGUCUUCUCAACGCGCUUCGAGCCGAAGGAGUACCAGGAAAGUUCGUCCGCUUGCUUGAUGACAUGAAUCAACGAACAACUGCUGCAGCUCGAACACCAACCGGAAGUACAACACCGUUUGAAGUGGUAACUGAAGUAAGACAAGGGGCGGUGGCAGGACCCUUCCUGUUCAAUUUCGCCAUCGACGACACUUGA
Molecule: messenger RNA, 2502 nt
Organism: Necator americanus (New World hookworm)
Lineage: Eukaryota; Metazoa; Nematoda; Chromadorea; Rhabditida; Ancylostomatidae
Exons: 11
Coding region: 1-2502 (833 amino acids)
Biological process (GO): regulation of synaptic plasticity; regulation of membrane potential; positive regulation of synaptic transmission
Cellular component (GO): cytoskeleton of presynaptic active zone; presynaptic membrane
Molecular function (GO): small GTPase binding; transmembrane transporter binding
Source: RefSeq, a predicted model, not a curated record